AUGGCAAAGAGCUCAUCGGGUCAUCUGGCCUUUGAGGCCAACGAGUUUAUCAAACUACACCACACCAAUUUUGAGCUCACCGCCUUUGACAGCUAUGAUGAUAAGCUGGUCUUUGGCACCAGCAACAACAAACUCGUGAUUUAUACCAUCGAAAACUAUCCCGUGCCGUACGGCGAGCAGCCCAACUGUAAAAUGCUGGCGCCCGUCACCAUCGAAGCCCACGCUGGUACCUCCAGCAGUCCUAUCCGCCAGGUCAAGGCCAUCAAGGAAAUGAACCUCCUUUUGGUGCUGGUGGAUACCACUUUGGUGUGCUUUGAGCUGGCCACACGACGCUUCAAAUCCAGCCUCAGUGGUUACAAGGGCAUCACUGCCUUCGCUGCUAGUCUGCAGGUCAAGAAUGACCCAAGCGCUGAUACCCAUCACCGAUCCACGGCCCAGCUGCCACCUCGCGAGCGCAUGCUUGUUAAGAUUGCAGCUAUCCGCAAGAAAACAAUCUUGUACAUCAAAGUCAAAGACCACGAGCUCACCAUGCGCAAGGAGUUUGCUGUGCCGGAUGUCCCUGCCAUGGUGGAAUGGUGCGACCGCGACAUCAUUCUCAGCUUUCGAAAGGAGCGCGAAUACGUCAUCAUGCGCUUGGACGAGGAGAACAUGGGGCGGACACAGGUGCUUCAAAACGUGACCACAUCUCCAGAACCCCUUGUGGUCCCCCUGCCAGACCACGAGUACAUCAUUGGCGUUGAAGAGCAAGGGACCAUCAACACAAUAUUUCGCAAGUUCCAGGGCCAAAGUCAACCCCACAAAUUUGGCAUCGAGUGGAAGCAAAUGCCCAAGACCGCAGAUGUGUAUGAACCGUUUCUUGUUGGCAUCAGUUCACAAGGGUUUCAUGUCAAGCCUUUCGAGGGGCAGCUACAUACAUCAAACAUUCAAACAAUCAAGUUUACCGAUGAGCCACGCUUCAUGACCGUGGACAAGCAUGUCUUCGUCGCCUUGCCUCAUAGCUGUGUCAUGAUGGCCAUGGUGCCGCUGGAUAUCCAGGUGGAGAACCUUUGCCUGUCAGAAAACUGGCCGCUUGCGGAGCAAUUAGCGCACGUCUUUCUGAAGAAGCACGGGGAGUCAGAGCGACAGCAAAUGCAACUCCGACUCACGCUCAAUGCUUUGCCCUUGAUGAAUGUCUCGCAAGACGCCAAAAGCACACGUCUGGCCGACAUUCAACAGAAAUACGGCUACACGCUUUUCCGAGAGAAGAAAUUUGACGCUGGCCUCGAGAAGCUGAAGAGGUUGCCAAAUGGCAUUAAGCUGGCGCUGAAGCUCUGUUAUUGGAUGGUGCAGGACCAGCAAAGGCCUGCGCAAGACCUGCAUCUCAGCGACAAGGAAAAGGAAGCUGCUAUGGUGGCCCUUGCAGACUUUCUCACGGACGUCCGACAGCGUCGAAUCAACAACAAGCAGGAUUUUGAGCUGUCAGAGGAGCAAAAGGAACUUGACCUGCAAGUGGCAGACACCAUGCUCUUGCAAUGCUACCUGGAGGUGCCGAGCAAGCGUGCACUGACCAAGGCGUUUAUGCGCAUCCCAAACAACCAUUGCGACCUCGAGAAGAGCCGUCAACUGUUGGAACAGCAUGGCAUGACGGAAGAGCUGAUUACGCUCUACAAAACGCGAGAAAUGCAUGAUCAGUCCCUCAAGUUGAUUCAUGCCAAAACCAAAUCGGAUGAGGUGGCGCGCGUGACCGAGGUUGCCGCUUACCUCAUGGAGGUGGCUUGCAAGGAUAUCGACGUUAUCCUCAAGUACCUGCCAGAUGUCCUCAAGUCCGAUCCUGAAUUGGCAAUGGAAAUUAUUCUGACACCUGACCGCGAUGACGUGGAGCACAGCGUGCCCCAUUUGAAGAUUUGCAAGGCACUGCAAUCUACAGUAGCACAGCUCCCGGCGCGCGCGGCAGGCCCUGUCACCGCUGAUAAAGAUGCCAUUACCAUCCAGAACUUUGUGAUUCUCUACUUGCGGAGCGUGAUUGAUGACUUCAAGGACAAGACACCCGAGCUCAGCACCCAGCUUGCCCUCGCCUACCUUGACUUUAUUAUUCCAGAGCUCAAGGCUUAUCGCAAGCAGUGCAAGCAAGACCGCCGAGAACCAGCUGACCUCGGCAUGGAGCCGGGCAGUCUGGGUGCCUACCGUCAACAACUCUAUCAGAUGCUCAAGACGAACAAGCUCUACGAAGCGGGCACGGUGAUCCAACGCAUCAAGUCCAAUGUGGAAGAUUCUAAAUUGCUGCAAAUCGAAUUGGCCGUACUGUUUGGUCGCAUCGGACGACACCAGGAGGCUCUCGAGAUCCUCGUUUAUCAAGAGCGUGACUAUCGUGCAGCGGAGGAUCACUGCGUUCAUGUGUAUGCUCCAGAGGGACCGAGCCGUCAAGUCUUCAUGAUGUUGCUCAAGCUCUAUCUCGAGCCACCAGCUGAGACGCCGGAGGCGCUCAAGACUACUUAUCGUGAGGAAUCUCUCAAGAUCUUGGCGGUGCACGCAACGAAAGUCGACGCGCGCGAAGCCAUUGACCUUUUAUCUCUGCAGACGAGAUUGUGUGACAUUGGAGACUUUUUGCGUUCAAUCUGGAAGGAACGUUCGACCACCCGCAAACGCACAGAGCUGGCUCGUAACCUGGCCAAGACAGAAAAUCUACAGACACAGGAGCGGCUACUGCGCUACCACAAUCGCAACGUGCGCAUUGCCGAGCUCACUCCUUGUGCGACAUGCCACAAGCCGUUGGGCAACCGCCCCUUCGGCGUGUAUCCUUGUGGUCGUCUGGCACACUUGAAUGCGCAAUGCAAGCCGGAUUUGUGCCCACAGCACGCGCAAGAGUGUCGCUUGGAUUUGGAUUAGGUUUGACUCGUUUUUUCUUUUUUUUCUUUUCUGGAUUUAAAUUCAUAUCCCUUCUGGUC
Messenger RNA from Monosiga brevicollis MX1, 2924 nucleotides. RefSeq lists its product as uncharacterized. The record is from RefSeq and is a predicted model, not a curated record. Bases 1 to 2865 code for a protein of 954 amino acids. The transcript is spliced from 23 exons. Lineage: Eukaryota; Choanoflagellata; Craspedida; Salpingoecidae. Gene Ontology annotation, biological process: endosomal vesicle fusion; autophagy; vesicle-mediated transport. Gene Ontology annotation, cellular component: membrane; cytoplasm.